Molecule: messenger RNA, 1647 nt
Organism: Ceratotherium simum simum (southern white rhinoceros)
Lineage: Eukaryota; Metazoa; Chordata; Mammalia; Perissodactyla; Rhinocerotidae
Source: RefSeq, a predicted model, not a curated record
GGGAGCAGCGCCUCGGUCCCCUGCUCCCGCGACAUGGCCUUCAACUUUGGGGCCCCCUCGGGCACCUCGGGCACCGCUGCAGCCACCGCGGUCCCCGCGGAAGGUGGGUUUGGAGGAUUUGGGACAACAUCUACAACAGCAGGUUCUGCGUUCAGCUUUUCUGCUCCAGCUAACACAGGCACUACUGGACUCUUUGGUGGUACUCAGAACAAAGGCUUUGGAUUUGGUACUGGUUUUGGCACAACAACUGGAACUAGUACUGGUUUAGGUACUGGUUUAGGAAGUGGACUGGGAUUUGGAGGAUUUAAUACACAGCAGCAGCAGCAAACUACAUUAGGUGGUCUCUUCAGUCAGCCUACACAAGCUCCUACCCAGUCCAACCAACUGAUAAAUACUGCAAGUGCUCUUUCUGCUCCAACACUACUGGGAGAUGAGAGAGAUGCUAUUUUGGCAAAAUGGAAUCAACUGCAGGCCUUUUGGGGAACAGGAAAAGGAUAUUUCAACAAUAACAUUCCACCAGUGGAAUUCACACAAGAAAAUCCCUUUUGCCGAUUUAAGGCAGUAGGUUAUAGCUGUAUGCCCAAUAAUAAAGAUGAAGACGGGCUAAUGGUUUUAGUUUUCAACAAAAAAGAAACAGAUAUUCGAAACCAGCAACAGCAAUUGGUAGAAUCAUUGCAUAAAGUUUUGGGAGGAAACCAGACCCUUACUGUAAAUGUAGAGGGUAUUAAAACGUUGCCAGAUGAUCAAGUUGUCAUUUAUGUUGUUGAGCGUUCUCCAAAUGGUACUUCAAGAAGAGUUCCAGCUACAACACUAUAUGCCCAUUUCGAACAAAAUAAUAUAAAAACACAAUUGCAGCAACUUGGUGUAACCCUUUCUAUGACUAGAACAGAACUUUCUCCUGCACAAAUCAAACAGCUUUUACAGAAUCCUCCUGCCGGUGUUGAUCCUAUUAUUUGGGAACAAGCCAAGGUGGAUAAUCCUGAUUCUGAAAAGUUAAUUCCUGUACCAAUGGUGGGUUUCAAAGAACUUCUUCGAAGACUGAAAGUUCAAGAUCAGAUGACUAAGCAGCAUCAGACCAGAUUAGAUAUCAUAUCUGAAGAUAUUAGUGAAUUACAGAAGAAUCAAACUACAACUAUGGCCAAAAUUGCACAAUACAAGAGGAAACUCAUGGACCUUUCCCAUAGGACCUUACAGGUCCUAAUCAAACAGGAAAUUCAGAGGAAAAGUGGAUAUGCCAUCCAAGCUGAUGAAGAGCAGUUGCGAGUUCAGCUAGAUAUAAUUCAGUGUGAACUAAAUGCACCUACUCAGUUUAAGGGCCGACUAAAUGAACUGAUGUCCCAAAUCAGGAUGCAGAAUCAUUUUGGAGCAGUCAAAUCUGAAGAAAGAUAUUACAUAGAUGCAGAUCUGUUACGAGAAAUCAAACAACAUUUGAAACAACAACAGGAAGGCCUUAGCCACUUGAUUAGCAUCAUAAAAGAUGAUCUAGAAGAUAUAAAGUUGGUAGAACAUGGAUUGAAUGAAACCAUCCACAUCAGAAGUGGUGUCUUUAGUUGACGGUUCACAAACUUGUGUUCAAGGUUUGUGAAAUGUAUCUUCCUGCUACAUUAGGCCUUCCUUAAGAAUGAAACUGACUACCUGGAGGAAAAA